Molecule: messenger RNA, 2447 nt
Organism: Phyllopteryx taeniolatus (common seadragon)
Lineage: Eukaryota; Metazoa; Chordata; Actinopteri; Syngnathiformes; Syngnathidae
Gene: tmprss9
Product: transmembrane serine protease 9
Exons: 15
Coding region: 48-2447 (799 amino acids)
Biological process (GO): proteolysis
Molecular function (GO): serine-type endopeptidase activity; protein binding
Source: RefSeq, a predicted model, not a curated record
AUUUGAUUUGACCUGCCAUGUGAAUAGCGCAGUGUUGUGAACCCGACAUGGAGAUGGCGAAGGAUGGAGGAGGCACGUGGUCUUCUCCAGGACCCUCAUCUGCUCCCUCCAGCCCCGCCUGCUACAGGAGUGUGCUCAUAUUCUGCCUCCUCUUCUUCCUCAUAGCUGGCGUCUUUGUCGGACUGCUUAUCGCGUACCUGAUGCAGGAGCAGCAUUCCUUCAUGGAGACAGUUGAGCUGAAGGGUCUCAAGCAUGAUCCAUCGCUACAGGAUCAGAACUCGGGUUUCUCCAUUGUACUGACAUCUGUCCUAAAUUCAAAGAUCAAAAAUGUUUUCGCUUCCUCGUCAAUAUCCCAUCACUAUGUUGACUGUAACAUUAUUGCCUUCGGCGACAUGAAUGGUGAUGUGAUGGCGACAUUCAGGCUGGUCUUCACGGUUUCCAAAUUCCAGCAGUAUUCGGAAAACUUCAUUCAGGACCUGCUGAGGGCAGGGCUCACCUCAGUGAUGCACGGGAAGCCACUGGAAGUGCCACAGUUUGGACACAUCAACGCUAUCAUCUUACUGGGUGCUAGUGGGAAGUCGUUUUACAGUAUUGGAGAUGAUAUGCUGGGCGAGGACAGUUGUCCCGAAAGCGCCUUCACCUGUGACAAUGGAGAAUGUAUCAUCAAAUUAAACCCAGAGUGUGACUUUGCAACAGACUGUGCAGAUGGCUCCGAUGAAGCUCGCUGUGCCUGUGGCAUGCGCAGCGCCACGGGGAACCGUAUCGUGGGCGGCGAAGACGCCCGACAAGGGGAGCUGCCGUGGCAGGUCAGUCUCAGGCUGCAUGGACAGCACACGUGUGGAGCCUCCAUCAUCAGCGAAAGGUGGCUGGUCAGUGCGGCACACUGCUUUGAAACGGCCAAUAACCCCAAAGAGUGGACAGCCCUGGUGGGGGCCAGUCUGGUGAGCGGGGAGGAGUCCGAGUCUAAAACAAUAAACAUCAAAACACUGACGGUUUCUCCAGACUACAACCCCAUGACCACCAACAUUGAUGUGGCCGUGCUGGAGCUGGAGAGCCCUCUCACCUUCAGCCCCUACGUCCAGCCUGCCUGUCUACCCGCCCCGUCUCACGUCUUUACACCCGGCCAGAGAUGCGUAGUGUCAGGAUGGGGAUCCCUGCACCAGUUUAGUUCUGAGAUGCCUUCCACGCUGCAGAAGGCCGUGGUGAAAAUCAUCGACUCCAAGGUGUGCAGUAAGCUGCCCGUGUACAGAGGCGCAAUCACAUCCAACAUGAUUUGUGCUGGAUUCCUGCAGGGCAAGGUGGACUCCUGUCAGGGUGAUUCUGGGGGGCCUUUGGUGUGCGAGGGUGCCCCAGGGAGGUUCUUCCUGGCUGGGGUGGUGAGUUGGGGUAUAGGCUGUGCCCAGAUCUACAGGCCUGGGGUUUACUCGCGGGUCACCAAGCUCCGCAGCUGGAUUCUUAGUCACGCAGACCCCAGCUUGGCCCAUUACUCUCCCAAGCAUGAGCUCACUUUGCCGGUCACUGCUCCAGCUGUGAGUGCUCAUAAUCCUCCACUUCCCAGGACAGUCGCCAUGGAUGUUGAAUACGCCCCAACACUUCAUGCCUCUAACUGCAGUGGAAACUUCCAGUGCAGUGCCACUUCCUGUAUCAACAAGUUAAAUCCAGAAUGUGACAGAGUCCCUGACUGCCCCAACCAAGCUGAUGAGAGAAACUGCGACUGUGGUGAGCGUCCCGCGCUGGGCUCCAACAGGAUUGUGGGGGGCGUGACCGCUCGCAGGGGCGAGUGGCCUUGGAUCGGGAGCCUUCAGUACCAGAGACUCCAUCAUUGUGGCGCCACGCUGGUUCAGAGCAAAUGGUUACUGACUGCUGCACACUGCUUCAAAAGUGAUCCCAGCCCCACCCAUUGGGCAGUGAGCCUGGGAUCUGUGCUGCGCUCCGGUGUAGGAGCCGUGGUCAUUCCCAUCCAGCGGGUCAUCAUCCACCCAGCUUUCAACGGCACCAGCAUGGACCACGAUGUGGCCCUACUGGAGUUGCUCAUCCCGGCCCCCGUGUCCCCCACUAUCCAGUCCAUCUGUUUACCUUCACCGGCGCACCGCUUCUUGAAGGAUGCAGAGUGCUACAUCUCAGGAUGGGGAUCCAUGAGGGAAGGAGGUUCACUGACCAAUCUGCUGCAAAAAGCACCAGUGAGCACCAUUGAGCAGGCAGACUGCCAGGAGUCGUACGGAGACAACCUGACUCCUCACAUGAUGUGUGCCGGCUACAUGGAAGGAGGCAGGGACACUUGUUUGGGAGACUCUGGGGGUCCAUUGACCUGUCGUGAAGGCACUGGCCAGUGGUUCGUCGCCGGGGUAACCAGUUGGGGACACGGAUGCGGUCGAGCGGGUUUUCCGGGGAUUUACACUCGAGUGACUUCUGUACGGAAUUGGAUAUCCUCAUACCUGCCUUUCUGA